Molecule: messenger RNA, 1840 nt
Organism: Misgurnus anguillicaudatus (oriental weatherfish)
Lineage: Eukaryota; Metazoa; Chordata; Actinopteri; Cypriniformes; Cobitidae
Product: retinol-binding protein 2
Molecular function (GO): lipid binding
Source: RefSeq, a predicted model, not a curated record
AUUUUUUGAAAUAGAGAUUACAAAUUGUGGUGCUUAUGCAGUAAAAUGCGGUUCUUUGUUUCUUGGGAAUAUGUGCAUGUAGAGUAUGACUGCGUAUGUAAAUGUGUUUUUGCAUGCCUCUCAUAGUUUAUCUAUUCUACCUUAGUAUUUUGCAUAUUGUAUGGUCAAAACUCUGCAGAUUCAUAAAUCUUGUCUACUAAAUGUUAUCAUUUUUCUGCCCUCUCCCUUUUUUGCAAAUGCUCGUUGGAGCAUAAAAGAUUCAGUGGACUGUGCUUCCUUGAUCUGGAAACACGGAUCUCAUUGUACAAUCAUGCCUACAGAUUUAAGUGGCAAUUGGGAGCUGGAGUCAAAUGAAUUUAUUGAGAAUUAUCUCAAAGCUCUGGAUAUUGACUUUCCUGUCCGUAAGGUUGCUUCACAUCUUAGUCCAAACAAGAUCAUUAUACAGGAUGGGGACAACUUUGUGAUAAAGACACACAGCACCUUUAAGACCUAUGAGUUCAGCUUUACUGUUGGAGUUGAAACGGAUGAAUUUACGAAGGGACUUGACAACCGGAUGCUUAAGACUGUGGUUACCUGGGAAGGGGAAAAACUGGUGGCCAGACAGAAAGGUGAGAAGGCAAAUCGUGGAUGGAAACACUGGAUAUUAGGAGACAAGCUUUAUCUGGAGUUAACAUGUGAAGAUGCGCUGUGCUAUCAAGUGUACAGAAGAAAAAGCUAACUGUUAUGUGUUUCAUUGUCACUUUUAUUUUUAUGUGAGCAGACAAGCUAUGUGAUAAUUUUCUUGGAAAAUUCACUGACAAUGCGCGACUUACACUUCUAUAUGUUUGUAUGUCAUGCUGUCUCAAUAAAGCCACAACAAUAUGGGUCUCACUUUUUUGUUUGUGUAGCUGAAACUGCAAAUGUGAUAGCUUCUCUAAUUCUCCCAACAAAGAUGCUCAUAAAACAAUAGAUGCAACAUGACCUUUAUGGUUUACAUAACAUAAGUCUCAGUAUAAAAAAAACACCUUUGACAUAAUUAAAGUUUGAAACUAAAGUUAUAUUUGGGGCCCAUGCAAAGAGCAUUUACACACAUGAUAUGGCUUCUGUUGUGCAUUUGUUGUUUUUACAGGAGCAAAUUGUAAUGCACAAUGCAUCUCAUAAACCUCAGUCAACCAUUACAUGUGAAUAGACAGAUGUGUCAGCUUGUAAUUGUUGGGAUUUUCAGUCUGCCAGCAGUGCACUCACAAUAGGGGUGUUGACUUUACUAAAAUAAGGUGUACAGCUGUUUAUAUUGGAGUCAGUCAUGUGUUGCCGUUCAGACUAAAUUGUUAUUGAAGUGUUUAUGGAGAAAUUUAGAUGAUAUACCGCAGACGCAGAAGUCUAUUUCUUUAUACCUGUCUUUAUACUGAUUCAUCAAUGUCAUUUAGAAACACCAAACUAAAUUGAUUUUAAUAAUAGUUUUCUAUUUGCUUUAUUACUUUGUUUAUUAUUUUCCAAAAUUCAUUUUUAUAAUGUAGAAUUAAAUUAUUAAAUGGCAUACACAGUUCACAAGAAUAACAGAUGUUCACAAGAAAUAAAAGGCAAGAUAUUAUUUAUCUGCGUUCAUUCUGAUUUCAUAAUGCUUCAUCUUUCUAGUCUGUUUUGAAGACAGCAUGGAUUAUUUAAAAUAAAGCUGAGUCACUAUGUGGUGACAGAAUAAAGUGUAGCCUUUGGGCAUGCAGAUCCUCUGAACAUCAAACACUGGAAACAGCCCUUGUUCUUCCUGACAUAUUUUUUGGUACUUAUCGUGUCUUCCGAGCAUAACAAUAGGACCUAAAUAUAAUUUCUCUGAUCACACGAAUGAAGAUAAAAUACAAUGACA